AUGGAAACCCUCCGUACCGCCCCAGACACAUCCUCCUUCGUGCCUCUCGCCGAGCACCAGUCCCGGACGCCGAGCUCCUUCCACUCCGGCCCGCCAGUGCUACACUACCACAGCGAGCGAUGCAAAGUUGUCAUUCUCGAGCGCGACCUCCUUGCUACUCCCGCGCUGAAUGCGCUGCGCGGUGAGAGCGCCGCCGUGUCGGCCAAUGGACAGACGCAGGACGAUCAGGAUGAGGGCGAGGGAAAAGACAUUGCUAUUGAGGGGGUGGAUGCUUGGGUUUCGUCCGAGAAAUUCCUACUCUUCUCACCCUCCGCCUCGACAGGCGUCUCAAUCCCAUAUCCCUCCAUCUCACUACACGCAAUCCAGCGUCUGCGCGUACCUGGCGCAGAAGACACCGAGGUACAGGGGUUAUACAUGCAGAUCGCGACGCCGGACGCUGCGCCCAGCGACGAAGACGAAGAGCAAUGCAUCACGCUGACAAUCGUGCCACCAAGCGAGCCCGGCACCGUGGGUGAGAACACCGCAACAGCGGAACCGACAGUUCUGACACCCUCUGAGGGCGCAACGCCGGACCUCAGCGACGCGCCGACAGAGACACCGACACAGAUGCUGUACGCUGCUGUGUCAGCAUGCUCGAACCUGCAUCCUGACCCCGUGGAGCCCGGCGAUGAAGACGAGGACAAGUAUCUAACCGAAGAAGAGCAUGGGAAUGCGCUGUUUCAGGCUGGGUUGAUGGCUACGCGGACGACGGAUGGUGGACUUCCGCCGCCUGUGGACGGGAGCUCGGGGUGGAUUACGGCGGAGAACAUGCAUGAGUUCUUUGAUGAGGAGGGGAACUGGAUUGCUGGUGGUGAGCCGCCUUCGCUUCCUCUUGGUCCUGGCGCGGGGACUGUCAGGGCUAGAGAGGAGGGCGAUGAGGAUGAGCAGAUGGAGAAUGAUGAUGAGACGAAGUGGCAGAGGACGGAUUAA
Molecule: messenger RNA, 969 nt
Organism: Penicillium lagena
Lineage: Eukaryota; Fungi; Ascomycota; Eurotiomycetes; Eurotiales; Aspergillaceae
Product: Voldacs domain-containing protein
Exons: 2
Coding region: 1-969 (322 amino acids)
Biological process (GO): mRNA cis splicing, via spliceosome
Cellular component (GO): cytosol; spliceosomal complex
Source: RefSeq, a predicted model, not a curated record